UGUAAAUCUGCCUAGAGCUGUCCGUCCUCAAAAUGAGUGACUGUAAGAAAGAGAUCAGCAAGUGAGGCCACCAACACACGAGUCCUCUAAAAGAGAUAUAAGCUUCAGUAGCUGAGAUAGAAGAGACUGUAAACAACAACUUCUGACUGGUCACAGCUUAAUGAGAGAGUUGUAAAGAAAACACCACACUUUGACUCUUGACUAGAGUUUGUUGAAAGGUGAAGCUUCAACCUUUGGAAGAUGACCUCACAUAGUUUUAAGCACUCUGCUAAGAUGAAGAACUCUUAGUUGAAUCAGUAACUACAAACAACUGCAUCACUCUGCUUCAAAGACCUCUAGAUAGAUAGAUAGAUAGAUAGAUAGAUAGAUAGAUAGAUAGAUAGAUAGAUAGAUAGAUUUAUAACGUGUCAGUUUUCAGUUUCUCUGUGCGCGCUCCGUCCCUCCCACGUUCAGCACUUCUCCUUUCUGCGCUUUUACGCGUGGAGCCAGUGUGCCGGAGAGCAGACCUACAACAUGAUCCAGCUGCUCGUUCUGAUUUCUGUCCUCUGGGGAGAACAGGGUCUCUGUCUGCACCACCAUGGAGAAUUCCUUUUUGAUGAAGACAUCCGUCAGUUCGCGGUGGCCACCAGCGGGGUUUACGUCGCCACAGAUACGAAGCUGUACCAGUUAAGACACGACCUGACUCUGGUCCGCAGUCUGACCCUGGGAGGAAUCUUGAAGAGCGCGGACGACCCGAAUGAUGAGCGGUUUUACCGGGUUUCUGAGACGGCCGCUUGGAACGCAACUUUCAGCGUCAGCACGUUGCUGCCGUUCGUGAAGAACAACUCUGUGUUCAUCUGUGGGAUGGCCGACAACCAGUGCGGCUACUGCGAGGUUCUGGACCUGCACGACAUCUCCAAGCUGCUGUACCGGGAACACAUCCAGGUGGGACCUCUGAGGCACAGCAGCGGCUCCGUCAGCUUUCUGGUGGAUCUGAAGAAGAAUCCAACUCGGAGCGAAACAUACAUCCUGACCGCGAUCCAACAACCUGAGAGGCGCAGGUGUAUCUCCGAUUCCCAGACUAUCAACCUUCAGGAUGCAGAUCACGAUCAAAACGGAGGAAUAUUUUCUUUCACAGACAGCUCAGGCACAGCUGUGAUCAGAAGUACAGGCGACGUGGAGUUCGUGGACGGAUUUCAGAUCAGCUCAGUCAUAUUUCUGUUCUCCAACGUGAUGCCAGAAGGUAACAGCAACAGAGUCCGUCUCCUUUGGUUUGAUGGCAUAAAGAGAAAGUGUGACACUCUUAAGUCAGUGAAGGGUGUCAUUCUGAGUGUGUCUGAUGGUGGAGGCAACAGGCUGCUGGCCUCCUCCGUCAUCCCGGGGCCGCAGCCGGUGCUGUGGAGCGGAGUGUUCAGUGUGGACGAAGGAGAAAGCAACACCGAGCUGGUGGUGUUUGACAUCAGCCCUGAUAUGAGCGGACAGACCGAUAAAGAUUCAGACUUCCACACCUCUAAAGACAAGCCAGAAGGGACGGUGACGCCAAAAACCCUGAGACCGAAGGCAGUGCUGUUCAGGCAGAACUUCAUGACCUCUGUGCUGGCAGUGAGGCAGAAGGCCUGGAUGGUUUUCUUUAUCGGGACGGCAGAAGGACAGCUCAUCAAGCUUGCUGUGGACAGGAACUUUCACCCCGCCUGUCCCACGUUGCUCUACAGCGGGGAUGACGACCGGAAAGUGUUUCCCAGAAUACUUCUGGAUCCAGUGGAUCAGAAACAUGUGUAUGUGCCAUUUAGAAACCAGAUGGAGCGUGUAGCUGUGGCGAAGUGCAGCACGUACACGAACUUUCAAGACUGUUGCUCUGCUCAGGAUCCACACUGUGUCUGGUGUGCCUCGACCACAAGUUGCACUUUUGAAGAUGACUGCAAAGAUUCAGACUGGUUGGCCAUUCCUGAUGAUUCCCAGCAGAAAAUGGUUUCCCACAAAGUUGUGAAGGACUCCAGUGGACAGAUCGUAUUAAGAGUCCAGACACACCUGACUGUGGGUCAGAACCCGUCCAACUUCGCCUGUCAGUUCUCUGCAACUUCCAGUGAGCUUUGUAGCCACAAUAGCCCUCUUCCUCAGUUCCCACAAUGCACCUGCAUCCUCUCCAACGGCAUGCUUCCUGCUGACGGAAUGCUUGUCACAAUAAAGAUCAGACUUCAGAUGACGCAACUGUCAGAACAAGUCAGAGUAACCGACUGUCCUGACAUCAAUGGACCACCAAGUUCUGCUCUGUGUCAGCAGUGUAUCAAGGCUGGAUGUGGAUGGAGCAGAAGCGGCUGUUCCUGGGCUAAUGAAGGAGUGUCAGAUGAUGGAGUCUGCCAAAGGAUGGAGUAUAGAGGGAGCUUUUCUAGGCCAGAGAUCUCCUACAUCACACCCAGCAUCAUGUCGUUCUAUGGCAGAAACCAUGCCAUGUUGUCAGGUCGUAACCUCAAAGAAGUGACUGGAGUGAGGAUCCAGGGGGACCUGGACUGUUCUCCACGAGAAUCUCCAGUUUGGAACAACACUGGUGUCAGUCUGACGUUCCACAUUCCCAGUACAGAUAAUAAAGGCGUGGUCAAAGUGUGCGUUCUUCUCCCAGACGGUAGUUGCCAUGGCAACACUAUAAUCACCUACCGCUCUGCGCCGUCUUGCACCGACAUUGUACCAAACAGCAGCUGGAUCAGUGGGAAGAGGGAGAUCACACUCAUAGGGUCCAACCUGGAGUUUGUGGAAGAAGUCGUCCACAGCCACGCCCUGCAGGAAGUCAGACUCCCCAAAAACAGCAGCUAUCAGAAACUCACCUAUGACUCACCUGCAGCUGAAAAGUGGAUUUCCAGCAGCACUGUAUAUUUGAAAGUAGCCAAUCAAACCUUGGCCUGCUCUACCAGAAUAACCUACUAUCCAGACCCUGAGUUUACCAAAUUCACAUCCGUGAGGACAGGGGAUGAUGUCCUCAUCACUAUAGAGAAAAAGGCAGACAAACUGGAGAUGACAGAAGCAGAGCUGUCAGUGUGGGGUGUUCAUGAAGACAUCAUGUAUCCCUGCAGCAUGACUGCCCAAAAAGCCAGUAGUGACUUUUUCGUCUGUGAGAUUGUAAGCCCACCAGAUCCACAAUUUCAGCAUUUAAAGAUAAAGUAUGGUGACAAGACAGUUUCGCUCAGACCCCUGUCUUUGUUACAUAAAGUCAUUAUGACGCUGCGUCUUCUGCUGAUUCCCUGCAUUGUUGCUGCAUUGGUGUUUAUCUGCCGAUGGCAAAAGAGACUCACCGCUGACAAGAACAAGCUGUGAGCUGCUGCCAGUUUCUCCAUCCAAGGUUUACUGGCAAAAAUUUUAGCCUCGCAAUCUGUCAAAAGGACUUUCUGUAAUCUCUCUCUCACCCCAAAAGUUGACUUUUUCCAGUAUCAGGUCAUCACCUUGUAUAUAGUUUAACUCAGGGAAAGUUGUAUUUAAGGAGUUUGGGUUUGUGUCUAAUCAGACUAAACCUACAGAGGAUUUACAAUUACAUUGUCAUCUCCCUAAACCCAGGGGUCGGCAACCCGUGGCUCCGCAGCCGCAUGCGGCUCUUUCAGCCCUCUGUUGUGGCUUCCUGUAACUUUGGAAAAUAAAUUGUUCUGCCUUUCAGGCGCCUUUCAAUUUAUUUUAAUAUAGAGAGUUUUAUUGUGAAAUUACCGCUCUUAUUUUGACGUGUCACUCCACCGGAUUUGCUGCCGGGGUUUUCCCCUGUGACAUGAGAGCGGAAAGUUGAUGCAGAGAGACAACAUGGAGCUUCCGAUUCCCACACGUUUCAUGCCUUUUUUUGUUUUACUCCUGGAGAAGCAACGCCUGUAGUUUCACAUCGUUUUGUACUCAAGAAUGGCAAGCCUGUAUAUUAAAGCUCCACUCCAAGAAAGACACGUCUUGUCUUUGAGUCAAAAGUACUAAUGAUAGGGUAAUACACGUUACUGGCAAGAACACGGCUCAAUGUCACAUCCAGGCAGCAGGUCAGAGUCAGAAGAGUGUCCUCUUGGAAAAUAGGGCAGCGACUUACCGGAGAAAAGUUAUUAGCUUAAGAUUUUACAAGUUAAAUAGACAUUCGCAAAUUAUUGAUUUCCAACUAACAUUACGUAACAUAUGAGGUCCAGGAGCAAAAAUGACAUUAACCAAGUAAGAUAAAUAUUAGUGGAAGGACACAAUUAAAAAAAAUGAAUCUAUCUAAUUAGAAGCUUUGUAAUUAAUUAAUCACGACUGAUUAACAAGGGCAUAGAGGUAAAAAAAAAAAAAAGCGAUAUAUGCAGUGUUGUCUUCAUUUUAAAUGCCAAAAGGAUUUUGCGGCUCCCGGUGUUUUCUUUUCUGUGGGAAACGGGUCGAAAUGGCUCUUUGAGUGUUAAAGGUUGCUGACCCCUGCUGUAGACCAUCAGGAAACCCCUUACUUUUUUAUGUGAUGUUACAAGUUAGUGUUGUGCACACUGGUUGUUGUAUAGAUUUAUGUUUUAUAUUUACUAUCUCUGCCAGAAAACAGAUCUGCUUAUUUCUCAAAUAUGCUGAACCAUUACAAUAAAGCAAAAGGCCAUUGAAGCUCUUUCUGAUAUCUAUUCCUUUGACAGUCUGUGGAUGUACCGUUUAUGAAGUAAUUGAUCUUUAGAUGAAACAAUCAGUUUCUUUGCCUGUUCUAACUUUUGUCUUUGCAUGUAAGUACUAUGAAAAUCAGUGAAACAGACUGCAUAUUAAACUUUGUUAUGUUUUUAUUCUACCAAGUAAAAGUGACGUCUUGA
Acanthochromis polyacanthus (spiny chromis) is the source of this 4748-nucleotide messenger RNA. Its product is annotated as plexin-C1-like. Gene Ontology annotation, molecular function: semaphorin receptor activity; protein binding. The coding region runs from base 514 to 3285 and encodes 923 amino acids. NCBI's taxonomy places the organism in Eukaryota, Metazoa, Chordata, Actinopteri, Pomacentridae. Gene Ontology annotation, biological process: semaphorin-plexin signaling pathway involved in axon guidance; positive regulation of axonogenesis; regulation of cell shape. The transcript is spliced from 16 exons. The record is from RefSeq and is a predicted model, not a curated record. Gene Ontology annotation, cellular component: semaphorin receptor complex.